UGUAAUCAAUUAAGUCUUGCUGGUUGCUUUUAUGUACUUUUUGGAACGUUUCGUCGAUGGAGAGCUGCGCCAACAAGGUUGGUUCCUAUGACACUAAGAAUUCCAUUCUACAUUGCGAUCACCGAUUUAUUGCUUUAUACAAUGAAUUUUCCAAAUAUCUUAUUCACAUUGAUUUUCCACCAUCCAUGGCCUGAUCCAAUAUGUGGAAUUAUUGGGUUUGCAUCCAACCUCUUCAUGAACCUAAAUAUGACAUUAUCUUUAAUGUUAUCAAUUUUUAUAUACGUAAGAGUGUGUCGAAAUGAAUAUUUUCUAUUGGGACCAUAUGAUUGGAAAUUGAUCUUAGUCGUAUUAAUAUCAUCAGUAUUGUUGGCAUCAUUUUCAUCAAAUGAUUAUGGGAAUGAUACGUGGUGGUGUGCUUCUUCACAUAAAAAAGUUUCAUAUAAGAAAAAACUAUAUCGGAAGAGAGUGGUGUAACUGAUGUAACUCAUAAAAAAUUAGUUGAAAUCAAUUAUAAAUUCGGUACGAAAGUUGUUACUUAUAUUAUUAUUUUUGUGCUUCAAUGGUAAGUUUUUUUCAUUUCCUUAUCAUAUUACGCGUUUAAAUCAUGAUCGAAGUGUGUGGACAUUCAUAUUAUUUGGUAUAUCGGUAAAU
Molecule: messenger RNA, 651 nt
Organism: Rhizophagus irregularis DAOM 181602=DAOM 197198
Lineage: Eukaryota; Fungi; Glomeromycota; Glomeromycetes; Glomerales; Glomeraceae
Source: RefSeq, a predicted model, not a curated record